AUGGCCGCAAACGAAAGUCCACAAUUCUGUGACGUUUGUCUAAACAGAGACCUCAAUAAAACAGCGGAGGAAUACUGUCAACAGUGUGAAGAGGUUCUAUGUCGGGAAUGUGGAGACCAUCACAAAAUAUCGAGAUCGUCAAAAUCGCAUAAGACAAUCACGGUAGAAAAAUAUAACAGAUUACCAUCCUUCAUCAAGAAAAUAAAACAUAACUGUGAGGAACAUGACUUCGUCCUUGAAUUCUUUUGCAAAUCUCAUGACUCUCUUUGUUGCAAAAUAUGUUCGAUAACAGCUCACAAAGCAUGCAAGGAAAUAAUGUUUAUAGAAGAUAUUCUUACGCCUUCAAAAGGACACCCAUCAGUAGCUUUGGAUAACAUUGAAAAAGUUCUGAAAAAUCUGGAAAGUAACAUUUCUUCUGCUAUAAAAGACAGAAACCGAAAUUUGACCGAUUUACGAGAACAGAAGCGGGUGAUCACAGAACAAAUUAAAGAAAAGCGUCAAGAAAUUAAUAAACUGUUAGACAAUUUUGAAAAGGCAUUACUAGAAAAGGCAUCUGCACUUGAGACAGAAUACUGUCAAAAGACAGAGGAAGUAAUUGCAAAAUUGAUAGAGGGAAAACAGAAAGUAGAUGAAAUUAAAAACGAUGUCGAAUCUGUAAAAUCGUUUGCAUCAAAUUUACAAAUCUUUAUUGGAUCAAAGUCAUUCGAGGAAAGUGUCUCAACUAAUGAACUCAACGUUCAAAAAUUGUAUGAUGAUGGCAGCUUAAACAAUGUGACAAUGGAAUGUACAUUCAAUGAAAAGCUAGAGCAGUUUAUAAAAGAGAUAAAUGCAUUCGGUGAUAUGAGGGUGGACAAUAGUGAGAAGCAUGUUUCUUUUCCAUGGAAAAGUUAUACAUCAGCACAAAUCUUUAAACCAAUCUCGGGAGCAAAAUCGGUUGAAAAUAUAAGUGUCAAAAUUUUGCGUAAGAUUAACAUUGGUCGUAAUGGGAUUACUGGAUGCGCCAUGUCAGAAUCUGGAAACAUGUUAUUCCUUGUUGCACACAAAAACAGUCUGAUGAAAUAUUCAUCUAAUGGUGAAUUUCAGUCCGAGUUGCAUAUCAACACUGCGCCGUCCAACAUUGGAUAUGACCUUGCAGUGGUCGAUUCCAAUACGAUAGCUGUUUCAACUGGUGGAAAUAGUCCAAACCAAAUUUAUUUGAUCGAUAUGAAUAAUGCAGAAAUACGUCAAAAUGUUGAUUUAGAGACCUUCUGUUACGGUUUAUGCUAUCACAAUGGAUCACUUAUAUGCUGCACUUAUGACAAAGGCAUACAAAUAUUUGAAAAUCAGAAAAAUUUUACUAGAAUGCUGGUACUACCUACUGCAACUAAAUCAUUCGGCUAUACCUACAUUACCUCAAAUGGAAAUUCAAUUUUUCAUUCAAACUGUCGUAAUAAUUCUGUCGUAUGUUAUGAUUACAAUGGACAAGUAAAAUGGACAUAUUGCGAUUCGUUGCUCAGAAAACCAUACGGUAUUACCGUAGAUUCCUAUUCCAACAUUUAUGUUGCUGGUUUUGAAUCAAACAAUAUCGUAGUGAUUUCGUCAGACGGAAAGCAGGCCAAAGAACUAAUUGGAGCUAGUGACGGACUUUCAAAACCUCAUGCCGUAUUUGUCCAUAAAACCAAAAACGUAAUUCUUUGUGCUAAUCAUGAUGGAGUUGCCUUUCUGUUUGACGUUUCAUGCAGUAAACAUUCUGCUGAUUGA
Mytilus trossulus (common blue mussel) is the source of this 1740-nucleotide messenger RNA. Its product is annotated as tripartite motif-containing protein 2-like. The transcript has a single exon. The coding region runs from base 1 to 1740 and encodes 579 amino acids. Lineage: Eukaryota; Metazoa; Mollusca; Bivalvia; Mytilida; Mytilidae. Gene Ontology annotation, molecular function: zinc ion binding. The record is from RefSeq and is a predicted model, not a curated record.